AAUCAAACAUCAAAAUAAUCAGAACUUCAGUAACCAAACUUCACUGCUUCACUUGCUUACUCAUCAUCAAAUAUGCAGACUCUACUCCUGCCGGCCGUUCACUCCUCGGCGGCAACGGCAGCAACUAUAUCUCCGGCGCCACCCCUCCUCUACUACCGCAACCGCCUAACAACUAACAGACAAUCACUAUAUCCUCCAAAUUACUCAUUAAACUCGACAAAACCAAUCACAUUCCCUUCAUUAUCUUAUGACCCGUUUAAAGCUCAAAGCUUUAAUAAUCCUCCAUUCACUAAAAUCAACGCUUCUUCUUCUCCAGUCUCUCCCUCUGUCACACCUCCAAACGACGACGUAGAGAAAUCAAAACUCGCUCAGGUAGCGAAGAGAUUGGAGAGUACAGCGAGGUAUUUUAAGAGAUUAGGGAGUUUAGGAUUUUGGGGGCAGUUGGUAUGCACAGUGGUAGCUGCUGUUAUUUUAUCAUUUUCAAUUGUAAUUACUGGAAAGAUAUCAUCUCCUGCUACUUUUUAUUCAACUGCUGCUGGUAUUGCUGCUGCUUUUAUUUCUGUAUUUUGGUCUUUUGGUUAUAUUCGGCUCUCUGAUAAGCUCAAGAAAACUGCUAACGACCCUUCUAAGGCUCCUCCACGAGCUGAUGUUGUGAGAGGCUUGAAAAAUGGCAUAGUAGUGAAUCUGUUGGGAAUGGGUGCUGCUAUUCUUGGCAUGCAAGCGACGGUAGGAUUGUUGGUUGCAAAGGCUUUAACUUCCUCUGCAAAUCCUUAUUACCAGGGAAUCUCUCCUGGUUACAGUCCUGUUCUUGCAUUGGAUGUAUUCUUGGUGCAGGCAUCAGCGAACACUAUCCUUUCUCAUUUUCUUGGGCUUGUUUUCUCUUUGGAGCUGUUACGCUCAGUGACACUGCCAGCUGCUGAAGGCAUUCCAGUCCCAAGAGUUGCUUAGACUUUCUCUCUUGUACCAAGUGUCAGGUGAAAACAUGAUUUUGAAACCUUCUGUUUAAGGUUGUUAUAAGCUUCAAUAGAGUGUGCAUUUCUAGUCUAAAAGCUUUGUAAAGCAUCAUUACCAGUGAAAUUUGAUUGAUUCCAAAAAUCUGAACUGAUCUCCUGGUGGAUUAUUUAGAGUUUUCCAAGCAUGACCUUUGAGAGACGAUGUCCAAUAAUAUUAGUAAUAUCAAGCUUGUUUAUAUAGCCA
Messenger RNA from Ricinus communis (castor bean), 1197 nucleotides. Its product is annotated as protein TIC 21, chloroplastic. Lineage: Eukaryota; Viridiplantae; Streptophyta; Magnoliopsida; Malpighiales; Euphorbiaceae. The record is from RefSeq and is a predicted model, not a curated record. The coding region runs from base 73 to 948 and encodes 291 amino acids. The transcript is spliced from 4 exons.